This is a messenger RNA of Xyrauchen texanus (razorback sucker), 516 nucleotides long. Its product is annotated as dual specificity protein phosphatase 13A family protein. The record is from RefSeq and is a predicted model, not a curated record. Gene Ontology annotation, molecular function: protein tyrosine/serine/threonine phosphatase activity; MAP kinase phosphatase activity. Gene Ontology annotation, biological process: negative regulation of MAPK cascade; protein dephosphorylation. Lineage: Eukaryota; Metazoa; Chordata; Actinopteri; Cypriniformes; Catostomidae. Gene Ontology annotation, cellular component: cytoplasm.
AUGGAGAGAGGUGAUUAUGAUCAAAAAUUGACCAGCAACAUUUUGUGUGAAACUACCUCAGUUGAACAGUUGGAGGAUAUAUUGCAUGGAGGUCAGCUGUCCUGUAACAAUUUUGAUGAAGUGUGGCCUAACUUGUUUCUGGGGGACAUGUACAUGUCUCAUGGCAGGUAUGGCCUAUGGAAACUGGGUAUCACCGUGUUAAAUGCUGCACAUGGUAAAAUGUGUUGCAAAGGAAGUGAUGAAUUUUAUGGGAAACUGUUCUACGCUUCAGAACACUACAUUCAUGAAGCGCUCUGUACAACGGAGUAUCUCUUUUCGUCAGGUAAAGUGUUUGUGCUUUGUGCUGUGGGAGUGAGCCAUUCAUUUGCUCUGGUCUUAGCUUAUUUAAUUAUAUAUUGCAAUUACUCUUUGGUGGAUGCCAUUCUAAAAGUGAAAGAGAGAAGAUGGAUUUUUCCAAACUGAGGAUUUCUGAAGCAGUUGAUUACACUCAACAGUGAACUACAAGUCAAAGGCUAA